Messenger RNA from Impatiens glandulifera, 474 nucleotides. Its product is annotated as bZIP transcription factor 11-like. Lineage: Eukaryota; Viridiplantae; Streptophyta; Magnoliopsida; Ericales; Balsaminaceae. Gene Ontology annotation, cellular component: nucleus. The transcript has a single exon. Gene Ontology annotation, biological process: positive regulation of DNA-templated transcription. Bases 1 to 474 code for a protein of 157 amino acids. Gene Ontology annotation, molecular function: transcription cis-regulatory region binding; DNA-binding transcription factor activity. The record is from RefSeq and is a predicted model, not a curated record.
AUGGCUUCUUCCUUAAGUGGGAUUUGUUCAUCUAUGCUUAACAACUCUGAUUCAGAACUUCAGAAACAGCAGAGGAAGAAGAAAAGAAUGGUAUCGAAUCGUGAAUCUGCCAGGCGAUCAAGAAUGAGGAAACAGAACUAUCUUGAUGAUCUGACGGCUCAGCUUUUGAAACUCAAGAAAGAGAACAACCAGAUGAUUCCAGCCAUUCACUUUACUACCCAAAACUAUAUGAAUGUUGAAACUGAGAACUCAAUAUUGAGAGCUCAGAUAGCUGAGCUUACACAUAGAUUGGAGUAUCUGAAUGAUAUAGUUAGUUUAGUAAAUGAUGCUGGCAGUGACUGUUUUGGUGUAAACAAGGAGCAAUACUACUCUGCAGCCCAGUCUAGAGAUGGUUUCAUUAGCAACUCAUGGUCAUGGGAUUACCUGUCUAUCAACCAACAACAAUCAAUCAUGGCCCCAGCUGGAGAUAUGUAG